AUGGAAUUCCAGGAUACCAUGCAGGUCUACGAUGCCUGUAAACUCAUAUGGGAAGAAACCGUUGAUUCCGUGCCAAAUUUAGGUGACGCGAAAGACUACGGGCUUUUCUUGUCUGAUGGAGAUCCCAAAAAGGGCGUUUGGUUAGAACCUUCUCGGACACUUAAUUAUUACAUGCUACGUGGUGGGGACGUGCUGGAAUAUCGAAAGAAGCUGAGGAGAAUGAAGAUCCGAAUGCUGGAUUGGACGGUGAAAACGAUGAUGGUGGAUGACAGCCAGACAAUCGCCAAUCAUAUGGUGACCAUUUGCACCAAAAUCGGAAUCACGAAUCACGACGAAUAUUCUCUGGUACGAGAGAAGGAAGAAAAAGAAAAUGAAAAACCCCAUCAUCAUUCAAGUUUUUCCGCCCUGGCUCUAAAAAAACGCAAGGAAGGAGACAAGGAGAUCGAUCUCAAAAUGGAGCACCUCAAGAAGAAACUCAAGACCGAAGACGAGAUCCAAUGGGUGGAUCACAAUAAGACUUUGAGGGAGCAGGGCAUAAAGGACACUGAGACCCUUCUCCUUAAAAGGAAGUACUUCUUUUCCGACCGAAACAUCGACGAGCGAGACCCGGUACAACUGAACCUCCUUUACGUCCAAUGCCGAGAUGCCAUCAUCGACGGAACUCACCCUGUGACAGAGGAGAAGGCCUUUCAGUUUGCCGGUCUCCAGUGCCAGGUUCAGCUUGGCUCCCACGACGAGAAGAAACAUCGGCCUGGCCUCUUCGAAACACGUGAGUUUCUGCCUCGCUCAUAUACAAAGCUGAAGAACAGCGAGAAACGAAUAUUCGCCGAGCACAUGAAGCACCGAGGAAUCACCGAAGUAGAAGCAAAAGUUCAAUACACCAAACUCGCACGCUCCUUGCCGACCUACGGAGUGGCUUUCUUCCUCGUCAAGGAAAAAAUGAAAGGUAAGAACAAGCUGGUGCCUUGCCUUCUGGGCAUAACCAAGGAAUCAGUGCUUCGAUUGGACGACAAGACGAAGGAGACGAUCAAGACUCAUCCUCUGACAACUCUGAAGCGUUGGGGAGUGACACCAAACACUCUCACAUUGGACUUCGGUGACUACUCCGAAGGUUGUUAUUCUGUCCGGACCACCGAAGGAGAGCAGAUCACACAACUCAUUUCUGGAUAUAUCGAUAUAAUCCUCAAAAUGAGGAAAGGCAAAGAUCAUUUUGACAUGGAUGGAGACGAAGGGUCCACAAUGGUCGAGGAAUGUGUUAGUCCUCAAAGGGCAACAACGAUUCAGCACCAAUCUCCACAGGACAGCCUUCACAUCUACACCAACAGUGUGGCAAAACCAGCUCUGCUUCGAGAUGUUGGAGGUAUCUCGAACGGGCAAAAGGCGAUUCAACUGGCCGAACGGGAUCUAGAGACUCGAGCCGAAAUUCCCAGCUUGGGAACGGAUCUCGCUUCUCGCAAAUGGCGACAGAGAACCCUUGACACGAACAAGCAGAAUGUGAGGUCUCAAGUGGCUGCCACGAAUGCUGCCACUGCUCAGCUUGCCACUCUUACUGGAGAUGAAGUAGAUGAAAAUGCCGUUGGUGCUGCCAUCAGCACGAUCGUAUCCAAUCUCCCCGAGAUGAUGAAGGGUGUGAAGAUCAUAGCUGCUCUUACGGAUGACGAAAGACAAGGAGAAGGCUUCAUUGAAGCCGCCCGAAAGCUUUGUGCUGCUUUCUCUGACCUCUUACGUGCAGCAGAGCCUGAAGCUAAAGAAUCAAGACAGAACUUGCUUGGAGCAGUCAGCCGAGUCGGGGAGGCAUCGGAAAAGCUGAUUUCAACCGUACAGGAAAAGGAUGGUGAUUCAGAGAAUCAGGAAAUGUUGUUUGGACUAGCAAAAGCAGUUGCAAAUGCCACGGGUGCUCUUGUCCUCAAGGCCAAGGCUGUGGCUUCAGCAGCAGAAGACCAGGACCUGAGAAACCGCAUUAUCGCUGCUGCGAGUCAAUGUGCCGUGGCAACGUCACAACUCGUUGCUUGUUCGAAGGUUGUGGCUUCGACAAUAGACGACAAGGCAUGCCAAGACCAACUGAUUGAAGCGGCAAAGAGGAAUGUGAAGGCAGCCGAUGGAGUCAUUGCCUUAUGUCAGGAUGUGACAGGCGUUGAUGAGACUCUACUACUGGACUUGAGAGCGACAGCAACUGAGGUCACACGUGUUUUCAACGACCACCUCAACCAAAUCAAAAUAGGCAGUGGAAACCAGCCCAAAAAGCCACUGGGUGAUGGAGGAAUAGACCGUAUACUAGCUGCCUCUGAUAGAUUGAUUGCAAGCGCAGGAGAUUCAAGCGAGAUGGUGAACCAGACAAGAAUCCUUACUCAAGCAAUGACUCAACUCAUCCUAGCCAUCAAGGGAGAGGCACAUUUGCUGACUGACUCAGACACGAAGACGCACCUGCUGACCGCAGCUAAGAUCCUUGCUGAUGCCACUGCACGCUUGGUUGAAUGUGCCAAGGCGUAUGCUUCAGAUCCAGAUGAUAUCGAGUUUCAAAAGGCACUGAAGCAAGCUGCCGAGGAUGUUCGGAGUGCAGCCAUUGUGGCUACUAGCGAUGAACAAAAGGAGAAGCUAAUGAAAGGUCUCGAAAACGCAGCCAAGCAUGCAGCAGCAGCAGGGACCCAGUGCAUAUCAGCGGUCCAAGCCUCUGGUCCGCACAACACCAACCAAGCUUCACAGGUCGAGAUGAUGCAGGAUUGUCGGGAGGUGGCAGACCACAUCUCCAAGUUGGUGCAGGUUGUAAAGGAGUCAACGAUUCGACGUGAUGAUGCAAACGUGCAGCUCAACUUGAUCGAUGCAUCUCAGCAAUUUCUUUUGCUAGGAGACAAGUUGAUAGCUUCCACCAAGUCCGUAUUGCCAACGGUGCAGGAUCAAGCAAUUCAUAUGCAAUUGAGCAAUAGCAGCAAAAAGCUGGGAUCAACACUGAGCGACCUCCGCUCUACCGUGACUCGAGCCGAAGAGGUCUGUGGCUCUCUCGAGCAGGAUGCUGCACUCGCGCUCAUUCGAGGGUUGCAUCUAGAACUGGAAGAAUUCCAUAAGGCUGUACAAACGGGACAACUCAAGCCGCUUCCAGGGGAAACCGUAGAAUCCACUGCCCUUCGUCUUGGAACCAGCUCGAAGUCCGUAGGAUCAGCGGUGACUGGUCUCCUAACAGCAGCAUCGCAAGCUGAUGAACAUUAUACAGGAAAGGCUGCCCGGGAUGCCGCCCAUUCCCUUCAAGACCUGGCUGAUGCUGUCCGAGGAGUGGCUGCCACGUCCUGUGACCGCCUAGUUCAAGAUCAGAUGAUACAAGAGACACUAAAGAUCAUGCACCAGAGCAUAGAGUUGAUCGGAGAAGCCCACAAUGCCAGAAAAGAUACAAACAUUCCAGACAAGCAGAAAAGAUUGAAUGACUUGGCUCGAUCGAUAUCGCAGAGCCUAAGCAAGUGUGUGAACUGCUUGCCGGGGCAAAAAGACGUGGAUGAAGCUAUCCAAGUUGUAAGCAGUGCAUCUCUAGGCCUUGACACCUCGCGUCUCCCUCCUACUGAGAAGAGCUUCAGCGAGUUGCGUUCGGAGGCAUCGGGGAUGGCAUCGCGGUUGAAUGAUGUCUCAACUGAGAUGGUCCAGGCAGCCAAAUCCCCGUUGCAGUUGGCCCAGACCAGCAAGAGUUUCUCGACAGCAUUUACUGACCUCAUGAAUACUGGCCUAGAGAUGUCUAGCCUGACCGUGGACGAGAUACUUCAACGAGAGAUGGUGAUCUCUUUGAGAUCGGUGUCAACGUGCUCAUCAAGCCUUCUGCACGCAGCCAAGACGCUCUCGGCCGAUCCCUAUGCCCCCAACGCCAAGAAUGCUCUCCUGAAUGCAGCUCGGGCGCUGACGGAAAGCAUCAAUGCCCUCCUGGAUUUGUAUACUAGUGCUGCCCCCGGUCAGAAAGAAUGCGACAAUGCCAUCCGCAGCAUUCAGUCCAUUCGACCCAUCCUCGACAAUCCCAUCGAGCCCAUCAAUGAUACCUCUUACUUCGAAUGCCUUGACACACUCGUGGAGAAAUCCAAGAGCCUCGGUGUAGGGAUGGCCAACAUUGAAAACAGCGCCAAGAAGUCGGAGUUCGUAGAGUUGAAUUCGUCAGUGUCCAGCAUAAGCAGCUCCAUCUGCUGCUUGAUCGAAACUGCCGCCCAGGCUGCAUAUCUGGUUGGAGUGUCGGAUCCAUCGAGCACAGAAGCUCGACCGGGGAUAAUCGAUCAGAAUGCUAUUGUUUCCUCGGCCAAAGCCAUCCAUUCCGUCUGCCAGCCCAUCGUUUCUGAGAAUGCGACCCAGUAUGGGAUCAUGGAAUCUGCUACCGUGAUAGCCAAGCACACGGGAAUCCUGUCUAAAGCCUGUCGAAUGGCAUCCACUAAGACAGCCAAUCAGGUCACAAGGCUCCAGUUUUUACAGUCGGCCACGGACGUUACAAAUGCUACGGCUGCUCUCGUUCAGGAUAUCACAGCUUUUGAUGAUGAUAACGGCGAGGCCAACCGUCUGAAAUGUGUGGAAGCAACUCGCCCUCUUCUGGAAGCAGUGGACAACUUGAUUGCAUUUGCAUCCUCGCCUGAGUUUGUCUCGACCCCUGCACGCAUCUCGCCCGACGCUCGGACUUCUCAGGAACCGAUCAUCGAUGCUGGGAAGUCCAUCAUUUCGGAUUCCACAUCCGUGAUUCAGGCUGCCAAACAGUUGGCUAUGGAUCCAAAAGACCCUACCACUUUGCAGGCUCUGGCCGAUCACAGCAAGAGUGUCACUGACUCAAUCAGAAAACUUGUCUCUACCAUCCAGGAAAAGGCUCCUGGUCUUCGUGAGUGUGACUCCGGUAUCGAGACCCUGAAAAGCUGCAUCCAAGAACUAGACCAAGCUUCGCUCUCGGUCGUCUCUCAGAACCCGAUUCCUCGGAAAGAAAAUUCCCUUCAGGGCUUCACCGAGCAGAUGAUCGGAGCUGCUCGCGAGAUUCUUAAUCGUGUCGAGCCGGUUCGUCAAUCUGCUAAGGGAGAAGCCGAGACCCUAGGCCAUCGCGUAACGCAGUUGGUAAGCUACUUCGGCCCCUUGGCAUCAAAUGCGGUAGGAGCGACGAACUCGCUGCAUUCAAAGCAGCAGACGGACUUGCUGGACCGCACUAAGACAGUUUGCGAAAGUGCUCUUCAGCUCAUCUCUGCUGCCAAGAAAGGAGCAGGGAACUCGAAGAUGACGCACGAGCAUGAUGAGAUCGACGAGAACGUGGAGAACAUGAAAGAGGCAGUGAGCGACCUUAUGGAGACGCUGGAGGGAAUGGCCGCCGCAGCGGGUAUGGUCACAUCCUUCAUCGACCAGAUCACGACUGCCAUGCAACAAAUAGACGAUCGUGCCCUUGGAGAGUUCCAAGAUGACCUCAGUUUCGUGGAUUACCAAACACAGCUGGUUGAAUUGGUGAAGCAGAUUGCUCGCACUGCACAGGACAUGAUGGGGAAGUCAAUAAGUGAUGUCAGUGAAAUGGCAACAGUUGCAGCUGGUUUGGCUCGCGUCUAUGUUGCACUCCUACUUGAGACAAAAGGAGCUCUGUUGAGCACAUCAAAUCCCGAGCUGGCGUCUCGUAUCCGAUCCUUUGUGCUUGAACUUGGUCAAGCCUGCAUUCAAUUGAUCAAGACCGGUGGGAAUCUUCAGGGCUCCCCAGAUGACUCAUUCGCUCAGCAAGAUCUAUCCGAGAGUGUUCGACGAGUUUCAGAAACAGUUUCUCAGGUGCUUGCAGCGUUGCAAGCUGGCUCCCGAGGGACGCAAGCAUGCAUCGAUGCAGCAAGCAAGGUAUCUAGGAUCAUCGGGGACCUGGACACGACCGCCAUGUUUGCAGAAGCUGAAACGCUGAAUCCUGAGGAUGAGAAUGAUGCUUUUAUCAAUUAUCGAGAUAGCAUCCUUAAGACUGCCAGGGCCCUCAUCGAGGAAACCAAGACUCUAGUUACUGGAGCUACUUCAUCACAGGAAAAGCUGGCAGUGACUGCCCAAAAUGUUGUGGCCACAAUGUCGCAGCUGGCUGAUGCUGUGAAACUUGGAGCAGCCUCUCACACCUCCAGCAAUUCGGAAGCACAGGUACUGCUGAUCAAAGCUGUGAGGUACGUGGCGUCUGCUCUCAGAGACCUGAUUCAGUCGACAAAAUCUGCUGCUGGCAAGAACGUUCAAGAUCCAGCCAUGGUAAACUUGAAGGAGUCGGCCAGGAUAAUGGUGAACAGCGUGACAUCACUGCUCAAGACAAUGAAGUCUGUGGAAGAGGAGCACAACCGGGGAACACGAGCCCUUGAAUCGACCAUCGAGGUCAUAGCACAGGAAAUUCGAGCACUGCGUUCUUCAGAUCCUCCAAGAAAGCGUGCCAAUCCAGAAGACCUGGUGAGAGCUACUAAACCGAUCACUCUGGCAACAGCCAAGGCUGUGGCUGCAGGGAAUUCCUGCAAUCAGGAUGACGUUAUUCUGGCUGCCAACAUGGGACGAAGAACCAUCUCAGACAUGCUCGCCAUCUGCAAAGGUGCAGCUUGGGAAGCUGAGAGCAUUGAGAUCCGGGAAAAAGUUCUGACAGCAGGCCAAAAAUGUGCCUCUGAGUACCAAGAACUCCUGCAGCGAGUGAUACAGAUCCUCACGAAGCCAACGGCAGAGAGCAAGCAGGCGUUGCUACCUGUAUCACGGAAUCUGGCAACGCAUGUGACCGAGCUAGUGAGCGUUGCCCAGUUGCUGAAGAGCAGCGACUGGGAAGACCCCGACGAUCCGAUCGUGAUCGCCGAGAACGAGCUUCUCGGAGCGGCCAACUCCAUCGAUGCAGCAGCCAAGAAACUGGCAAGUCUUCGACCCAGGCGUGUUCAGGAAGCAAAUGAAUCGCUAAACUUUGAUGAGAUGAUCCUGGAAGCAGCCAAGAGCAUUGCUGCUGCCUCUUCAGCUCUCAUCAAGGCUGCAUCAUCUGCUCAACGGGAGCUCAUUGAGCAAGGAAAGAUCAACGGUCGACCCAACUAUACUUCAGAAGAUGGGCAGUGGUCCGAAGGCCUGAUCUCGGCAGCCAAAAUGGUCGCUGCAGCGACCCACAGUCUCUGCGAGGCGGCAAACGCUCUCGUCCAAGGCCACUCGACGGAGGAGAAGCUGACCUCGGCUGCCAAGCAGGUGGCCUCCUCCACGGCUCAACUCCUGGUUGCAUGCAAGGUGAGGGCCGACUCGGACAGUCCGGCCAUGAAACGACUCCAGGCUGCUGGGAAUGCCGUGAAGAAGGCGACGGACAAUCUGGUCAAGGCGGCACAGCAGGCUAUUACCCGAGAGGAAGAACGAAACCUAUACUUCAAUACCAGAAUGGUUGAAAAGAUUGCUCAAGAGAUUCAAGCUCGUUCUGAGGUGUCGGCAACUUUCGAAGCCAUGUUAUCUCUUUCGCUGAACUUCAGGGAAAAUUAUAACCUUUGUGUCCGACGUUCGCAGAUGUUGCGGUUGGAGAAGGAACUGGAGGGUGCAAGAACGCGUCUUGCAAUGAUCCGCAAGGCCACAUAUCAUGGUCAAGAAGAUGAAGGUGGAGUCAGUGACCGGAAGGAAUACGAGGCAUGCGAUCGAUCGGAGUCAUUCGACAAGUCCCCUAUGCCCGAAGAAAGCCAAAAGCCUUUGGACCAGACUUUGUCUUCCAUCGGUGAACGCUCGGGCCAGAGUUCUCCAUUGCAGGCGAGUGCAGGUGACAGAGAUGGAAGUCCCACUAGUCCUGCAAGUCCCAGGAGUCCCAAGGGUUCUGAGAAUCCUGAGGGUCCUGCAAGUCCCAGGAGUCCUGAGAAUUCUGAGAGUCCUGCGAGUCUCCCAUUUCCGGAUGAGUCUCUUUCCAAGUCCCACUCGGCCACUGGCAUUUUCACUGCGUCUAACCACCCAUGGUUCGAUACCACCUCUCACCCCCUCACUCCGCAUGAGAUUGAUCAGCAGCAGCAACUACUCGACCAUCAGCAGCCUCCCCAACCAAACGAACCAAGCAUCAUCGACUCCCCGAUGCUGAGCGUCUCCGCCAGUCGAUCCUUAUUUGAGCAAUCGUCAAGGGCCACCAUCACGGUCUCGAGUCGGACGAUAGAGCGUACCUACCGCGUCGCGAAGAGCACCUCAAGCACUACGUCUCAGGUGAAACACACUUGA
Molecule: messenger RNA, 8133 nt
Organism: Darwinula stevensoni
Lineage: Eukaryota; Metazoa; Arthropoda; Ostracoda; Podocopida; Darwinulidae
Source: the annotation of a GenBank genome assembly